Molecule: messenger RNA, 630 nt
Organism: Funneliformis caledonium
Lineage: Eukaryota; Fungi; Glomeromycota; Glomeromycetes; Glomerales; Glomeraceae
Source: the annotation of a GenBank genome assembly
AUGUCCAAGAACGGCAGUUUUUCGUCAGUGAAUGAAACUGUAGGUGUUGAUGAAAGUGAGAACAUUGCAAUGGAGACGGAUUUUGAUUUGGAUCGUUUGGACCUAAAUCGUAGUUACACUCUCAAAGAGUUUGAAAUGAUAAACGAACAACUCAAAUAUCGUACCUUGGAAAUCAAUGGGAUUUUCACCAAUCUCUUCGAACUCGAUAAAUUUGGCAAACUCGUUCCCAUACCACUGACACCAUUUCGCUAUAAUGUAAUUGUCACGGAGGUUACGAGUCAACUCGCAAAUUGGAACGUCUGGACUAGGCAGAAAGGCGCAGUGACCGUUGCAUUUACGCCUGAUUUUAUCCGACGCAAUCUGACUUAUGAACAACUUAAUACCUUCCAUGGCAAACCGUUCAAUCCUACGUUUGUUGUGGAGGUCGAUAACGUAGAAAAUAUCGAUAGCGAGAAAUUCAAACAGUUGGAUGUCAAGUUUAAAGAAUCUUAUUUUGACCCACUCACGUCUAUUCAGCUCGGUGGCAAUGUUUUUCGUCGUUACUGUAAUUGGAGUAAUUUGGAUGGUGACGACACUUUACCAGGUUUUACGUUGGAGGUAUCGAGAAUAGAAGAAUUAGUACCAAGAUGA